UCUAAGGUCAGAUUUGUUUUCCUUCCUACUGCAUUUUACCAUAUUAUUUUAUUUAUAUCAGUCUUUAAGUCAAUCACAAGUUCUUCUGUGUCAGACAUCACUGCAAUAUCUAAGUAUUUGGCCAGGGUGUUUAUGUUUACAUCUAGCUUUCAUUUAUUAUGAUAAAUUCUUUCAGCUUUGCUUUCUCACCUUUACUUGACACUGAUUUUCUCUUCUGCUCAGUUCAUACCGAGCAUGGAGGGAAUUAAGUACUCAUAGAGCCAAGUGUUAUCUGUCAUUGGCUGAUUGACAGAAAGCACACUGCCUGAAAGCACCGAGACACUAUGAUUUACAGAGUAAAGUACAACCUCUGAACUUGUUGACUGCAUAUACAUUUAUGGUGUGACUGCUGAUUUGGAGUUAUCUCAGAAACUCUAUCUUCUUCAUUUCCUCUUUCCAGGUUAUCAUACUGAUCGCCUCAGUGCUUUCAUCCCUGGCUUAAGGCCGUUUGGUCCAUCAUCUCGGUUCAUGGGAGUCGUGGUCGUCCCACCUAUAGAGCCAUCGUCCCAAUUAUAUAAAACGCUGUCGUCUUCCUUAGAGAUCGUGCCUGUCUCAUCCAUAAUUCUACCCCCCAAUCCUGCCAAGGAAGAGUUAAAUGUCUUCUCAACAGUCCAUGGUGCUGUUUUUCCCAUCUCCUAAGAGUCUGGUAGGCUGGCAAAAUAUCUAUAUGCCAGUUGAUGGAAUUUUCAUUAGAGAGCCAGGCUUCCUUGAUUAGGCGUCCACCCUUGGUAGUCUCACAAACUAUAACCUCUGUGUUAGCCAGAUUGAACGUGUGGCCAGAGCUGGACAUAUGGGCCCACACUUGUGAGCAUUGCUCCUGCCUUCUAAUAGCCAGUUCAUGUUCAUGAACCUGGUCCUCAGUCUUUUAGUAGUUUCCCCAACGUAAUUGCUUGCACAAUCUUUGCAAUUAAUUCUGUAAACCACAGAUGAUCUUUGACCAUAUGUAGAUGAUACUUUUGCGAUUGUCAAAAGAUGGUAUAGCGCCAAAUUCUUGGAGGAACUGAACUUGUAUAUCCACACAUCUACUUCACCGCAGAAGAAGAGAUCCAAGGCAAUCUUGCCUUUCUGGAUGUACUGAUCAGCCGACACCCUAAUGGCACAUUGUGCACGUCUGUAUACCCACCCAUAGAGACAGAAUGCUACGUUAUAAUAGCAACCACCCAGUAGCACAUAAAAUCAGUUGCAUCCGGACGCUAUUUAAACGGGUUAAUUCCCAUUGUAGCAUGGGCAGAGCUAAAGCCGAGGAGAAAAAACAUCUUCAUCACAUCUUCAUGUGCAAUGGCUAUCCCAUGGGGUUUGUGAGACAGCAUUGUAGACCACAUCGAAAUCAUAGAGACUCACGCUCCAAUGUGACAGCAAUGCCGGCCACACGAACAACCCUCCCUUACAUCCAUGGUGUCUCCGAGGGCACGGCUGUUGGCCCCCUACAAUGUGAGUGUUGCCCAUAGGCCCGAGCACACCCUUAGGUCCAAGGUCAUGCAUCCAAAAGAAUCGCUCCCCAAUGGUCAGAAAUCAUCUGCGAGCAAUUUGUAGUGUUAUAAUAUGUGAGGUCUGGUAUGUUGGGCAAAGCUCUAUAUGGUGAUUGAUGGAGUCGCCAUUGGAAAGCCAGGCUUCUUUAAGUAGAGCUUUGCCCAGCAUACCAAAGAUUUAAGGUAUGGGAACAACAACAUCUGAAUCCACAACAAAGACAAUUGGCACAUCCCUCACAAAAUCAGAGGGAAGGAAGAAUAGAGGAGAUAACCCAUCCACGGGACAAAGAACCUAUAAGAAGAACAGAGAAGGAACAAGAAACAUUCCCCCCCUAGGUAUCCCAGAUAAGCAUAUUUCAACUCACCCCAUAAAAAGGGAAAACAACGAUGGGGGUGAACAACAAAGGGGGUUGGAUGAUAGCUCACGGGACACCUGCUCCACAAUCCCUGCUAACAUGAGGGGAGAGAUGGGUUAUUCUACCGACAUGAAUAGGAAAGGAAAACAGAGACCUAUGAUGGAAAGUGAUGUUGUGAGGCCCCACACGUGUGCAAAAAGAGCAAAACAACUGAUGAACCCAACGUGCGAGCAAGUAAUGAAGAGCCUCAAGAGGAGGGGGACAACUAGAAGCAGUACAGCAUACUCACGGACACUUGAGGAGGAAAACAGCGUCCCUGGGUGGAGGAAUGUAUGCAGGAAUGCAGCCGCCAGGGAUUGUGCCAAUAGGCGUCCGGACCUGCUUGACACACACCCUCCCCCGAACGCACGCAAGCAUAGUCAGUCCAGGGAGGAUCUAACGGACCACGAAAUGGGGAUAGAGAGGAUGACAGAUGUGAGAGUGGGCGAGCAGAAACUGAGAGUGGUUGGAUCCAGGAGGAAGGAAACAGCAACUUCGGAGGGCAUUAACACAAUAAAGGAUGUGGGCCCUUUAAGAAACAAGAUAGAGAGAAUGGAUGGACCGGUAACCAGGUCAAGGACUGAGCGCAAAGCUGCCCAGCAGCAUAAGAAGGACUCCCAGCAAUCUUGCAUCAUGCUCUGAUGAUGUCGGUAGUGUUGACCGAUGAAAGGCUCAGCUUUUAAUUAAACAGUUUUGGUUUUAGUA
Messenger RNA from Crotalus tigris (Tiger rattlesnake), 2608 nucleotides. RefSeq lists its product as uncharacterized. The transcript has 2 exons. The coding region runs from base 1694 to 2545 and encodes 283 amino acids. NCBI's taxonomy places the organism in Eukaryota, Metazoa, Chordata, Lepidosauria, Squamata, Viperidae. The record is from RefSeq and is a predicted model, not a curated record.